Messenger RNA from Vigna umbellata (rice bean), 2473 nucleotides. The record is from RefSeq and is a predicted model, not a curated record. Lineage: Eukaryota; Viridiplantae; Streptophyta; Magnoliopsida; Fabales; Fabaceae.
AUGGGAUGAAGUGAGCUAUUUUCAUCAUCGUCUUCUCUGCUCUUCAGUUCACUCAAAAUGGCUACCUUAGCGGUAGCAACAACCUAUUCACUUUCUUCUUCUUCUAUCGCUCCCCUUAAAGCGCGAUGCCGUUUUGGUUUUCGUUUUGGUUCCUUUCUUUCUUCCCACACAAAGCUAAAAUGCUCCUCAAUCGCCACCACAACCACAGUCGCUGUCGCCACCGACCCUACGGUUUCGGUCAACCCCAACUCCAACCCUAAUCGGGUUAUUCUGCCUUCUAACGAAUCAUCCGAUAGUCUUCUCAGAAUCCGCCACACGUGUGCACAUGUGAUGGCAAUGGCUGUUCAAAAGCUAUACCCCGAUGCAAAAGUCACAAUUGGGCCUUGGAUAGAAAAUGGGUUUUAUUACGACUUCGAUAUGGAGCCUUUGACCGAUAAAGAUUUGAAGAGAAUCAAGAAAGAGAUGGAUCGGAUUAUUGGAAGAAAUUUACCUCUUCUAAGAGAAGAAGUCUCAAGAGACGAAGCUCAGAGAAGAAUAUCGGCAUUGAAUGAACCAUACAAAUUGGAGAUUUUGGAAAACAUUAAGGAGGAUACCAUCACCAUAUAUCAUAUUGGCGACGAAUGGUGGGACCUUUGUGCUGGACCUCAUGUUGACUCUACUGGAAAUAUCAAUAAGAAAGCAGUUGAACUUGAGUCUAUUGCUGGAGCAUACUGGAGAGGAGAUGAAAGAAAACCAAUGCUUCAAAGGAUAUAUGGUACUGCAUGGGAGAAUGAAGAGCAGUUAAAAGCUUACCUUACUUUCAAAGAGGAAGCUAAGCGUCGAGAUCACAGGCGCAUAGGGCAAGAUCUUGAUUUGUUUUCUAUACAGGAUGAUGCUGGUGGGGGUUUAGUUUUCUGGCACCCGAAGGGAGCUAUUGUCAGACACAUAAUUGAAGAUUUCUGGAAAAAAAUUCACUUGAAGUGUGGCUAUGAUCUGCUGUACACACCACAUGUGGCAAAAGCUGAUCUUUGGAAGAUCAGUGGCCAUUUAGACUUCUACAAAGAAAAUAUGUAUGAUAAGAUGGACGUUGAAGAUGAGCUUUAUCAGCUCCGACCAAUGAAUUGUCCUUAUCAUAUUUUGGUGUACAAAAGCAAACUUCAUUCCUAUCGCGAUUUCCCUAUUAGGGUGGCAGAAUUGGGAACUGUUUAUAGAUAUGAACUGUCUGGAAGUUUACAUGGCCUUUUCCGUGUCAGAGGUUUCACACAGGAUGACGCACAUAUAUUUUGCUUAGAUGACCAGAUUAAAGAUGAGAUCAGAGGGGUCCUAGAUCUUACUGAACAAAUAUUGUUGCAGUUUGGUUUUGACAAGUACGAAGUAAAUUUAUCUACAAGGCCUGAAAAGGCUGUGGGAGAUGAUGAUAUAUGGGAGAAAGCUACCACUGCUUUGGAAGAUGCUUUGGAUGAUAAAGGUUGGAGUUAUCAAAUUGAUGAUGGAGGAGGUGCCUUUUACGGGCCAAAGAUUGAUAUCAAGAUUGAGGAUGCUCUUGGUCGGAAGUGGCAGUGCUCAACCAUACAGGUUGAUUUCAAUCUACCACAGCGUUUUGACAUCACAUAUGUUGACUCAAAUACUGAGAAAAGAAGGCCUAUCAUGAUCCAUAGAGCAGUGCUUGGAUCAUUGGAAAGAUUCUUUGGUGUUCUCAUUGAGCAUUAUGCUGGUGAUUUUCCAUUAUGGCUUUCUCCAAUACAAGCUCGAGUUUUACCUGUUACUGAUGCCCAGUUACACCGUGAUAAGGGAGGCCAUUGAAAUGGUGAAAAAAAGUAGGGGGUGUCAUUGUAAUUUAUGGCAUUUUUGCUAAACGUCCAGCAGAGCUAUUCAAGAAGAGCAAUUUGAGGGUGGAAUGAGGAGGCUCAAAGGUUAUUGCAUUGCAGACCCUUGUGGUAAUAAUGAAGAACUUACCAUAGUUAGUGACUCCUAAUUUUAAAUUACGAUUUGAGGUGGAGAUCGAUUAUGUAGGAAGACAAUUGGCACAUAAAGUUAUGUAUUUAUGAAUAGGAAAAUACAAAGAGAUGGACGUAAACACAUUAUAUCUAACAAGAAGUAAAGAAAGACUGAUCAAAAGGCUUUAAAGUACUAGUUAGAGAAGUGUGUUCUUGAUGGGGGGACUACAUAAAAUAGGUUCCUAAAUUACUAGAGUACUAUUUUUAGAUACAAAACAAUUCUGUUUUGCAUUUUCUUUGUAAUUGUUUUUUGUUUAUUGCAAGUCAGUUGUCGAUGGGUGUAUGUAAGGAUUGUGUUUGAGUUUUUCUAUCAAUAUUUUGUUCCUAUCAGAUUUACAAUGAGACGCAUUUGUUAGUUAAUUUAUAAGUAUCUUCACUUUUGUUUAUAGAUACUGAAGUGUGUUUAUGGGGCUAUCAAGUUCCUAACAGGAGAGAUUGUUUCUUUUCUAGAUACGAUAACAGACAAUGAUAAGUGAAUUAAUGGGGAAUGUUUUUCU